Messenger RNA from Wyeomyia smithii (pitcher-plant mosquito), 6823 nucleotides. RefSeq names its product guanine nucleotide exchange factor DBS. The record is from RefSeq and is a predicted model, not a curated record. NCBI's taxonomy places the organism in Eukaryota, Metazoa, Arthropoda, Insecta, Diptera, Culicidae. The transcript has 12 exons. Gene Ontology annotation, biological process: intracellular signal transduction. Bases 827 to 5386 code for a protein of 1519 amino acids. Gene Ontology annotation, cellular component: cytoplasm. Gene Ontology annotation, molecular function: protein binding; guanyl-nucleotide exchange factor activity.
AUUAAAUGAGAGCAAUAAAAAAAUCCAUCAAAAACUCAGCAACAAUCAGUAGUGAAAAACGCCGCGUGUGUGAUUAAACUCGGUUAAUAACAGAAGUGUGAUACCAGAAGCGAAGCAACGUGAAAAUUAAGUGGUUUAAAAAAACAUUGAAGCAAAAAAACCGCCUGUAAAUAGAAACACACUCAACGGUAAUCGGCAGUCCCUCUGUCUGGAGCAUUCGAACCGCAGAAAUGAAUCCAUCAACAACAGCAGACUGAUGGUUUAGUAUAGCUGGUAAUUUUCGCGAGGUAGUGAAGUCGAUAGAAAAAACUCGUGCAUUGAUUUCGGGCAUUCAAAUUGAUCAACCACGGAUGAGCCCCGCAGGGAAAGAAAGAAAGAAACCGGAGUGACCGAUUUGAUGGAAUAGUUUAACUUCGAAGGCCCGAAAAAAAAACUGGCGCCGAAGUGCAAGCAAAAUUGGAACUGAAAGCGGUUCAUGUUUGUUGUUCCACGGCGGCAGAGUAGCGAAACUCGAGCAGGAAAAACAGCAAGCUACAAUUUAAACUGGUUUCCAUCAGUAAACAUACCCGAGUUGGCAGUUGGGGCAGUGUCGAAGCCAAAAUAAAAUUUAUUUCGAAUCGGUUGAGUGCAUCGCUGCUCGAUGAUGGUCAAGUAAAAGAAGAAAAGUGCUAAGGUAGCAAUUUCGGCGGCACUCGCUCCGUGCUACCCGUAUCGUGUUUUACUUCUGGAAGAGGUGAAUCGCUUUUGAAAGCUCAACUCUACCCUUAAUGCAACGUAAGCAGCAAUCACUGUUGCUGAAAUGUGAUCGAAAUACGAGACUGCCACGAUGAUGCAGUCACGAAUGCGCCAACAACAGCCGGCUGCUGCUCAGCAGCCACCUCCGCCACCAACGCCUGCUGCUACGGGCCCUGGUCCUGGAGGAGGAUCGGGAGAGGGAAUCACAACGAACAGAGGAGUGGGAGAGGGACAAGUCGAAAGUAGGAAUACAGAAAGUGGACCAAACCCGAACGGUGAUGGAAUUCGGAAGGGGAUUCCAUUGUUUCGGAGUAAUCGGAAUUCUAGUAGUUACAACUGUCGACGGAGUUUGCUUGCGGUUGCUGCGAAAGUUGAUACGGGAAGAAAAGUGUCGCACUCGCAACCCGAACAGGUUCCUACUCGUCCCGAUGGCAACUCUGACCUAGACUGUAUCGAUGAGGAUAUGUUUGCGAAGAUACCGAAAAUGGAGUUGUUAAAAGUUAAUUAUGUAAAUUUGAAGAACGAUGGUGUUGCUGGGAGUGAGAAGAAAAAGUCAGCUGUGGAUGAUAAGAAAGCAAACGGAGGAACGGUGGCAGCGGCGGCACCUACCAAGGGGGUAGUGUCAAAUGCUAUCAAAAAACAGUUGGCAACUAGUAGCGUUAAUAUAACGAACAGUAAUGGAAAUGGUUCGACCUCCAAUCUGAAGGAUAUCAAAUCCAAAUAUUUAGUGUACAAAAAGCAUAACGGUUUCGGGUCGAAUAAUUCGAUAGCGGAGAUUGGGGCAAAGCUGCAAUAUAUUAAUGAUUCGGAUGUAAAGAUGAAGAACGGGAAGAAAAAAUAUGCAAUAUUUGAUACCAAGAAAAAGAGUAAACUCGACACGGUACAGUAUUACUUUGACAGUCGGAGUUACGAGCGUUACGUCGAUAAUAAGCUGUACGGUAUGGUGAAUAAAGAUGGUCAGCAGUCCCAGCAGCAAGGUGGGGGUACUGGUCCACAACAAACAGAUUCCCCAACGGAUACAGGGGACGCUCACAAGCGUCUUAGUUGGGAUUUUCGUACCAACAGGCCUAGCAUGCUGCGGGUAAUCAAUCAAUCGGCUCUCUCGAAGAUGCCAACCUCGGAAAGUAACCCACAGCUGCAGCAGCAAACGAAAGGUAGCACAUUCAAGCAACAACCGCAUGCCGAAGGCAACAACCGCAUUUUCCGACUACAAAAGAGCCAUACCAGUACCAAUCUGAUUACACGCCAUAGAUCAAUGAACGAUAUUCAUCGGAUAAAUCAAUUAUUUCUCGAAUCUAAAGCGACAGCUGACGGCGCUAGUCAAGCGCCACCGUCCCUUCCGCCGCUUCUUUCUCGGCAACUUAGCAGCAGCGUGAUCGCAUUGAACCGGAAAAUCGUCAGCAAGAACCCCGCACCCCCUGCGGUCACUAAUAGCGGGGUUGUUCGCGAGAGCGUUCAUCGAUUCGAGAAAAACAAAGCAAAAAAUGACGAAAUGUCAGCGAAGCAGCAAAAAUACCUUGUCCAUAAGCGGCUCAGUACUCGAUACAAAGCGGAAGAAAGUGCCCUUUCUGUUGCAGCUGCUACUAAAAACGCUGCUCCCGUGCCCUCAGUGAAACCGAUUACCGCCAUCGGGCCGGAUGAUACCAUUAGCAAGCGAAUCCGACAAAUAAUCGAUGGUCAUAACGGAAGUGGAUCUACCGAAACCAUCAAUUUGGAAUCCACCAAGCUGGAACCUCCUCGGCCCCCACACAGGGUGAGGUCCAAAUCACUGGAGCGCACUCUUAGCGAUGACGACAUGAGCAGUCUAAGUGUCAAAAGUAGUAAAACUACCUGUGGAUACAAAAACUGUAAGUUCUCCAAUUGUCCAAUGUCGUCAUCAUCAUCCUCAUCCGGUUCAUCAACGGUUUCUAGUUCCUCCUGUGAAUCACACAGACAGUCGACAGCAACGGCCGAAGCCCACAAAAGUUGUCUAAAGGGCAAGGAGCCGGAAAUCAUAUGCGGUAAGCGAACCUCGAUUGUCAUCAAUGACAGCGAUGGUGACAUUUUGCUGAACAACGUAAUCAACGACAAACUGAACAACAGCUGCGAAAAUGUUCGGGUCAUAUCAUCCAAAAUUAAGGAGAUCGACUUGGAAACCAAUCGAAUGAUCAUCGAAAAGUGCAUUGAGCCAAUAUCGGACAUUACGGAAACUGUACUGGCGCGGCGAAAAUUUUGGAAUCAGCAAAACCAACGUAACUUCAAGCUGAACAAUAAUCCCCAGAACAAAUCCUACAAUGAUAAGAUUGCGAUUAACAACAAAAUUAAAAAUGAGGAGAAUAAUAGCAUCAAAAUUUUCAUCACCGGCUCAGGAAUUACGAGAGCCAGCAUUAGUGAGCCGGUGUCGUUGAUUUCCACCUCGACCAGUGGGGGCAGUUCAGCAGCAUCAACGAUUAGUUCGAACGGUGGAGAGUCCGACAAGGAUGAUGGUUACUAUGAUCAAAGUGAGCGAUCGUUGAGUCCUGCCGAAAAGCAACCAUUGUCGAUCGUUUCUACCGUGAGCACUUCGAGUACGGUUUGCAGUGACGGUACCAAUAUGUCCAGCGUUACGUGUAGUAAUGGCAGCUCCACAAACCGUUACACAUCGAAAACGAGCAUCCGACUAGGAUGUGAUGGUGCUUUGUUUUGGAAUAAUAAUUAUUUCGAAGAUCUGGACAAUAAUCAAUCAAACGUCGUAGUGAACAAAAAUGACGGAUGUACCGCUGGAAGCUGCUGCUGCUGCUGUCGCCGAAGGCGAAGUGUUGCACUAGGAAACAACGGUUGUCUAAUCAGUUCGAUCGAUGUUGGUGGCACGUGUAGCACUGGAAAGGGAUGCAUUAGCCAUAGUAGCGGAAACGGUACCGGGUGCAAUGUGGUGAACGGGUGUGUCAGUGGUAACGGCGGCGGCGGAGUGGUACUGAGAAAGGCUCAACUUUGCCAAUACGGAAUGGCAAAACACAACAGUAAGCUGGAGAGCUUUUCGUCCCGGCCCCGUUCCAUCGAAGGCCCCCCCGACUCGGGCAUCUCCAUCAGCAGCGAUACCAUCAUCGCCAGCUCGGAUAGUGAUUUGAACCUGCAAAGCCAAACGGAUUCGGAUGAACGGAAGCUCAAACGGGGACACGUACUUGCAGAACUGCUGGAAACUGAGCGAAUUUACGUUGCCGAAAUGGGUUCCAUUCUGAAGGGUUACCGAGACGAGAUGCUGUCGGAAGAAAUGAGCUCACUGGUGCCACCGGGUCUGCAAGGCAAAGCUGACAUUUUAUUCGGCAAUCUUCACGAGCUGUACACGUUCCACAAUGACAUUUUCCUGAAGGAUCUCGAAAAUUGCAUCUCCACCACCGAACUAGUUGCACUGUGCUUUGUACAACGGAGGGACACUUUCUUCCGUUUGUAUUCCUACUACUGUCAGAAUAUUCCGCGCUCGGAACGGCUACGGGAGACCCUAGUGGACACGCACCUUUUCCUACAGGAGUGCCAGAAGAAGCUCGGCCACAAGCUCCCGCUUGCAGCCUACCUGCUCAAACCAGUACAAAGGAUCACCAAGUAUCAGCUGCUAUUGAAGGAUCUGUUAAAAUUCAGCGAUACCGGAACGUGCUCGCGGGAACUACAGAAGGCGCUAGACUGCAUGCUGGUGGUGCUCAAGUGUGUCAACGAUUCGAUGCAUCAGAUCGCAAUAACUGGUUUUCCCGCCGACCUUUCGCAACAGGGGGAACUGUUGAUGCAGGACUCGUUCCAGGUGUGGACGGAAAGCAAAAAAGAUCUUCGGUUACGGCUCAAAACUCAACAUCGGCAUAUAUUUCUAUACCAGAAGGCGAUGCUCUUCUGCAAGCAGGGCUCAAAAACUGGCCACAACAAGAGUACCUAUCAGUUUAAACAUUGGCUUCAGAUGUCGCAGAUCGGUUUAACCGAAUCGGUGCGAGGUGACUCGCGGAGGUUCGAGGUAUGGCUGCAGGGUCGGCAGGAAGUUCACACGAUACAGGCCGGCACGGUGGACAUCAAGAAUAAGUGGGUUGCGGAAAUCAAACGGGUGCUGCUCAACCAGCUGGAGGAACUCAAAGGCGAGAAGAUUAAGCAGUACGGACUGAAUCACAAACCACUGCGGCAUACAGCAUCCUGGGACAUGUCGCCGGCUAUGCAUGGUGCUCCAAACCGAACAUUCAGCUGCGACCAACAACCUGUCUCUACUCCUCUGUCCGCCAACAAUAUUCAGCAUCACACGGGCGGUGGUCAGGAUCAAGCAAUCACUAAGAUCUCCCAUCUCAGCAAUGAGGACAGCAUUCUGAGUGCAGCGGGUAUUUCAUCGUCCUCUUCGGAACACGAUAACCAGGAAACCAAUGCCUGGAGUUCGGAUUAUUCCAACAGUGAGGACGAAUUCACGCACGGUGAAGACGGUGUGUUACCGGGACAUAAAUUUGUCUCCCUAGCGGAUUACUGUGCAAUGGGAAAUUCUGAGGUUUCCAUGAAAGACGGUGAUAUUGUGGAACUGCUUAAAAUUGGAUGCGCCGGCUGGUGGUUUGUGAAAGUUAUUGGAAAUAACUUGGAAGGGUGGGCUCCAGCAGCGUUCCUGGAACCAAUAAAUCGUAAGGCGUCCCGGCUUCGCAGUGCUCGCAGUCAGGACAAACUGAAUGAACAUUGAGAAGCUUAAGCGUUGUUACAGCAUUGUUCUAGUGAAAACCGGGAGUUAUGCAAUAGUUGUGCAUUUAUCUAAACUCCAUACCCAUUUCUGAAUCGUACCUAGUUGCAUGCGAAUCUGAGAUGAAGCGCAAGAGAUUCAUAAAGUAAUUAUCUAUGGUCGUCUAUCGUCUAUCCAUCCAUAUCGUAAACACACACAUACACAAAAUUAAUAGAAAACUAAAACUGGAGACUCUCUAUUCAACUAGCCAAAAUAUCCAAAAGUUUAGAGUAGAAUUCGUUGCAGUGUAUGACAAUUACCAUAAGAAAUGCCGAACGGAAAUAAGGCAGAAAUUAAAAUACGCUGGCGUUUAGAUUAGAGUUGAUCGCGAACAUCCACCAAAUUUGUCAUUUUUGGAGAAGAACUACGGUGUACUAGAUAUCUCUCAUAGCACAAUGUAUGCAACAGACUUUUUACUCUUUCGUUCUAUUCCUAAAAAUCAUCUUUUCUUCAAUCUUUCUCUUAAACCAUGGAGUAUUACACGGUGGUGUGCCAAUUUCAAUUGACUGCUUCAUACGUGUUAGAAAAAAAAUUACAACAGCAUAAAAGUGUUAACAGUAUCUAAAACAAGCCAAAGCAUAUAUACGAUUACAGAAUUGAAUCAACGCAUCCAAUCAUCGUUGCAUACAGUAAAUGGUUAGUUAACGAGUUAAAAUGAUAGAAAACAAAAAACGCAAACCAAUCACCACAACAAAAUUACCCGAAUGCGUACAAGCGUAUCCCAAAAUUCUGAGCACGGAGGUUCUUGUUACAUUGUACAGUCCGUAAGUUAUUUAUUUAUUAGUUAAAGUGUACCUACACGGUCUUCUUCGUUCUCGAGAUUCUGAGUCUCACCCUAAAUUAGGUGUUUUGUUUCUUCAAUCACUUUAGUCGUUUUUGUUUUAAACCUGUUGUACAAUCGACUUAACUAUCUUUUUUUAAUUCGUCCAGUAAACUGCUCACUAGAUGUGUUAGAACUUUUUUGUUUUAAUUUUUGCAAUCUAUAUUGAAACUAUUUGUUUUAUAAACAUAUACGUGGUAUUCAUUGGCGAAGUUAAUCCGAUGUUCAAGCAUACAUACCGUAACACAUAAAGUAAUACAGAUAAGAAUCGUCGGGAAAAUUUGGAUAGGAAAGGCGUUAUUUCAUAAAAAAGAAUACAUUUACAAGAGCUACGGCAGCGUAUUUUGCAAACAUAAAACAGUGAAUACGGAAAAUAAUCAAAUGUUUGAAAAAUCAAAGAAAUAGUUAUCGGUUUCCGUUAUACUCUUUGAUUUCUCAAUCACUCUGCUAAGACGCUCGUUAUAGAUUUUCUAAAAAGAAUCAAAUGUUUGUAAAAAUUCAAUUAAAACAAAACCACUGGUUAAUCAAAUUAACAUUAAACGUGAAACCGAGAACAAUGUUUGUUCAGUAUAAAGCAAAAA